AUGAGCGAGGAAGAGAAGAAGAAGGCUACAAAGGACUACAAGUCGAACUUGCAGGAAGUGCGGGACAGUAAGUGCUAUGCCCAGUGCAAAACCAGGCUCAGUGUGCACCAUGACAUGCAGGACAAGAUUGCUACCACUAAGGUGAUGCUCUUGGAGGUAGCUGAUAGAACUGGCCUGCAAAGUCUUGCCAUCAACAUGCGUGGAUCACCGGAGGACUGGACAAAGCCGCACGUCUUCUUCACCCACGAGGGCCUGUCAAUGUUAUUUAACCUCUUCAUGCAUUGUCCCCUUGCACUCCUUGCUACGCAACUCGAAGCCUAUAUAGUCUGUGGGGAAGCUGAAGUUGUGCAACCUCACAAGCAACAACUCCUCCAAGCAAAGAAGGAGCUUGCGAUCUUGGUACUCAAGAAACUCAACACCACAUUCAAGGCUAUCACUCGAAAGCAUCAUGUCAUCAUCCGUGGGUACCCGUUGGGCAUGAAAUUCUGCGCGCCAAGCAAGCUUGUGAAAGACCACCCGGAGUCAGAUGCUGCUGGGGCUGAGGAAACUGAUGACAAGGACGAGCCUGAGAUGCCCUUAGCUGUGGCCUUAGCGGUGUGCGGGGGUAGUGGUUGUGCCAGCCAGCACCCAAUGUUAUCAGUGUUGAGCUGGCCCAUGCUGGCAUGUCCACCUGCUCUGCCCUCUGCACCAACAACUGUUGACUUGACUGCAAACCCCAUCAAUGCCGCUGCUGCCUCCCAGAACCCUGGCAUUGUUGCCGCUGAUGGGCACCCCAUCCUUGUUGAUUCUACUCUCACAAACAUUGCUGCACCGUCGAAGAAACAGGGUGCCUCUGCUGCCAUGAAGCUGAGCAAACGGUGCAAGACAAACAGCAAGACAAACAAUGAGGGGGGUGGUAACUUUAUCAUGUGCGGCCCUGACGGGAAGUGUGUGGGACAGGCCUCAAAACCCCAUGCUCAUAAGGGCCAGUAG
Messenger RNA from Rhodofomes roseus, 972 nucleotides. RefSeq lists its product as uncharacterized. The record is from RefSeq and is a predicted model, not a curated record. NCBI's taxonomy places the organism in Eukaryota, Fungi, Basidiomycota, Agaricomycetes, Polyporales, Fomitopsidaceae. The coding region runs from base 1 to 972 and encodes 323 amino acids. The transcript is spliced from 7 exons.